AUGGGAUUUGUAGCAGUUAGUGAUGAUGAAGAGUCAAGUCGAAUUGGGCGAAGAGAUAUAGUUGUGGCAUGGCGUGGCACUGUGGCACCAUUGGAGUGGUAUGAAGAUUUUCAGAGGGAAUUAGAGCCUAUUGGGCAUGGGGAAGCAAAAGUGGAACAUGGCUUUAUUAGCCUUUACAAGUCCAAAAGUGAAUCAACUAGAUACAAUAAGUGUAGUGCCUCGAAGCAAGUCAUGAAAGAAGUGAAGAGGCUAGUGCAAUUCUAUAAGGCAAGAGCUUUUCGAGAUGAGUUACACCAAAUGGGUGUGAAGACACUGCGGGUUGUCGUAAAACAAGAUUUAGUCCCUCGGAUGCCUAGGAUCAUCUUCAAUGAAAGCUUACAAAGGUUUGAUGACAUAACUGAAACCCUAGAUUGGGUUUACACACAUGUUGGAGCUGAAUUGAAGCUUGAUGUGAGAUCUUCUCCCUAUCUUAAAUACAGAUUCAACGUGUUAGGGUUUCAUAUGCUAGAGACAUACCUUCAUCUCGUUGACGGGUGCCAUAGCACAACCUCAACAAUUAGGUCUGAUGCUAAAAGGGAUAUUGCUUUGGUGAACAAAGCAUGUGAUAUGCUUGUAGAUGAACUAAGAAUUCCUCAUAGUUGGUACCAAGAGGCCAACAAGGGACUAGUUUGCAAUGCUCAUGGUAGGUGGGUUAAACCUAAGAGGGACCCAGAGGACAUACCUUCACCUACUAGUGAAGAACAUGAUCAUGUGCUUGGGAUGAUGCAGGAAAAUUAUGGAGAACUUGAACCCUUGUUAUGUGUAUAG
This is a messenger RNA of Ilex paraguariensis (yerba mate), 807 nucleotides long. The record is from the annotation of a GenBank genome assembly. Lineage: Eukaryota; Viridiplantae; Streptophyta; Magnoliopsida; Aquifoliales; Aquifoliaceae.